AUGGAUUACUUUAGAGAAAAAAGAAUUAUAAAUGGAAUUUUUACUUUAUUGUCAUCAUACCCAUUCUACCUAUUAUCAUCAAUUGAAAAGACAAGAAAUGGAGUUGGAUAUUCAAAUACUAUGGAAAUCAUUAACGAAAUUAAAAAUGAAAAAGGCAUCAUUGGUUUCUAUAAAGGUAUUGGUACAUUAAUAAUUUUAUCACCAAUUUAUUUCUCAACAAAAUUAAUUUUUAAUUAUUUAAUUUCAAAAUUAUUUAAAAACAUUAAUUCAAUCUAUAAAAAUAAAAAUAAAAAUGAAAAUAAAAAUAAAAAUGAAAAUAUAAAUAAAAAUAAAAAUCAAAUUAAAUUAAUAAUUUCAUUGAUUUAUCAAUAUCCAAAAAUGUUUAUAAAAGAUUGUUUGAUAUUGUCACCUUUUAAAUAUAAUAGUUUAAAAAUUAUUAAUGAUAUAAUAUUUAGAGAUAAUGGUGAUUUAAAUAUUAAAAGUGCAAUUAUAAUUUUAAUUAAAUUUUUACCUGGUUUACCAAUUUUCAUAUUAAAAAGAAUUUUAAAUUUAAUAGCUGGUAGAAAAAUAAAAACAAAUUUAUUAAGUGGCUAUUCAUUUUCAAAUUUAUUUUAUUCUUCAAUUUCAAUUAUACCAAUUUUAAUUUUAAAACAUUUAAUAAUAACAAUUGGUUUAAAUCAAAUUAAUAAAAAAAUUAAUAAAAUAAUUAACAAUAAUAAUAAUAAAUUAAUAUUACAUUUUAAAAAUAUUUAUUUUAAUUCAAUCACUCAAGGAAUUUUAAUAACAAUUUUAACAAAUCCAUUAGAAGUUAUACGUUUACAAUAUAUUAAUCAAUUCGUUAGUUCAUAUGUAGAGAAAUCUUUAACCUCUCAAUCACACCAACAAUAUAGUUGUGGAAGUGAUAGUGCUAUUUUUAAUAAUAUUCUACCAAUUGUAAUUGAUCCAAUUUCAAUGGCAAUUAAAAUAUCAAAAGAAAAAGGUAUUACUCAUUUAUUAUUUUCUGGUUUUAUCACUUUCUCAAUAUUUAAUAUUUUAAAUAAAAUUUCAAAUAAUAAUAAUAAUAAUGAAUCGUUGGUAAAAUAA
Messenger RNA from Dictyostelium discoideum AX4, 1083 nucleotides. RefSeq lists its product as hypothetical. The record is from RefSeq and is a predicted model, not a curated record. Bases 1 to 1083 code for a protein of 360 amino acids. The transcript has a single exon. Gene Ontology annotation, cellular component: membrane. NCBI's taxonomy places the organism in Eukaryota, Evosea, Eumycetozoa, Dictyosteliales, Dictyosteliaceae.